AUUUGAUUGGCUGAGAGGCGCCAUGCGUUGGUAAAGCCCUCAGAAGGGGAAGAGCAGGGAAGCGGUGCUGGUGAUGGCAGCGUCGGGGAAAGUGGCAUUUGUUCGGCUGCCUCCUCUUCCCACCAUCGGAGAAAUCAUAAAGCUAUACAACCUGAGAGCAGAGAAGCAACUGUCCCAGAACUUCCUGCUGGACCUGAGACUCACAGAUAAGAUAAUCCGGCAGGCGGGGAAUCUGAGGAAUGCCCGUGUGUGUGAGGUGGGUCCUGGACCCGGGGGUCUCACCAGAUCCAUCCUGAACGCCGGAGCAGCUGAUGUUCUGGUUGUGGAGAAGGACAAACGCUUCAUACCGGGAUUAGAGCUCUUAUCUGAGGCGGCCCCAGGCAGGGUCAGGAUAGUUCAUGGUGAUAUUCUCACAUACAGAAUGGAUCAAGGCUUCCCUGCCCACAUAGCCAAGAAAUGGGAAGAUGAUCCUCCUGAUCUGCACAUCAUUGGGAACCUCCCCUUCAGCGUCUCCACUCCUCUGAUCAUCAAGUGGCUGGAGCAGAUGGCCAACAGGAGCGGGCCGUUCGCAUUCGGACGCACCAGACUCACCCUCACCUUCCAGAAGGAAAUAGCGGAGAGGUUAACAGCCAGCACUGGGAGCAGACAGCGCAGCCGCCUCUCCAUCAUGGCUCAGUAUCUGAGCACCGUUAAAAGCUGCUUCACCAUCCCUGGCCGAGCCUUCGUACCCAAACCAGACGUGGAUGUGGGGGUGGUCCACUUCACUCCUCUGGCUCAGCCCCAGAUCCAGCAGCCCUUUAAACUGGUGGAGAAAUUGGUCAGACAUGUCUUCCAGUUCCGGGGGAAGCACUGCUACAAAGGACUCGAGAAGUUGUUCCCCGAGGCUGAGCGGCUGGAGCUGAUCGAGGAGCUUCUCCGCAGCGCAGACGUUGACCCCACUCUCAGGCCUGCGCAGCUCUCCAUCGCCCACAUCCAAGCUCUAGCAGACGCCUACAGCAGGCUAUGCAGGGAAAACAGCCAACUGUUCGACUACGAGUUCCGAGAAGAGCUGAAGCAAAAACGUCAUAGCCACAGACGCAGCGACAGCAGCAUCAAAAACAGCAGCAUCAAAGAUGGCAUCAAAAGUAGCAGCACCAGCAGAGGCAAAAUCGAGGACCUCACUCCUACCACUCAAUAAAGAAAGGAAAGAGGAGAAAUGUUAAUGGCCGAUGUUCGCACGGGGAGACAACAGACUGCUCUUAGUGGUGACAUUUCACUCGGGGAUGGGCAUGAAUUUUUUACGCCUUUCCUUUCCCUCUCCCUUGGACGGGAGAAGUGUGGCAAAUGGCCAGCUGAAGUGUUACUGUGGCAGGAACAAGGGAAUGAGUUACACCGGCCUUGGCUUGGCCAGAGGUGUUCUGGGUUGUAUUGUGGUAACAACAUCAUUGCCAAGAGUUAAGCUGCAUUCAGUCUGUAGCUCGAGAACUGCAGGUAGGAACAAAAAUAUAUAAAUAAAUAAAAGCAAUGAAAAAUGUCACUGGCAACAAAAAAGUGCUGAAGCCCUUGUAAUCCUCCUAAUUUGCAACAGUGCGAUAACAGAAGGUCCUUUAUUAACAAAGUGUCUGACAAAGAGAAUCUGUGGACAACUCAGGCAGGAAACAUAAAGAGCAAGGAGCAAUCACAUUUCUAAUUUAAAAUCCUCCCCCUAAGAAUUGGGACAACCCUUCAAGAACCUGUAGGUGACCCUGGCGAAAUGAUGUGAUGGCAGUGGAGUGGUUUAACUAGUUAACUUCAGGGCAUUGUAUUUUUUUUACUGCCCAUUUCAUAAUUUUAUUCUGUGAUGGAGAGCUAAAAUUCAUUUUUAUUAGCUUUUAUUUUAAUUUUCCAUUCCAUUCUUUAAUGUUGCAGCCUUUUGUCAUGUGUUGCAUCAUUUAAGGUGGAAUGGGAAAGUUAGCUAGCUAUCUAGCUACCUAGACAUACUACUAGUGAUUUGUUUAUGCUUGUUAUGAAGAAAAUGCCAAUAAAACAUUGAAACUACACAUUAAA
Messenger RNA from Astyanax mexicanus (Mexican tetra), 2025 nucleotides. It is a transcript of the gene tfb1m, whose product is annotated as transcription factor B1, mitochondrial. Bases 74 to 1177 code for a protein of 367 amino acids. Gene Ontology annotation, biological process: rRNA methylation; transcription initiation at mitochondrial promoter. Gene Ontology annotation, cellular component: mitochondrial matrix. The transcript has 8 exons. The record is from RefSeq and is a predicted model, not a curated record. Lineage: Eukaryota; Metazoa; Chordata; Actinopteri; Characiformes; Acestrorhamphidae. Gene Ontology annotation, molecular function: mitochondrial transcription factor activity; rRNA (adenine-N6,N6-)-dimethyltransferase activity.